Messenger RNA from Oldenlandia corymbosa var. corymbosa, 2147 nucleotides. Lineage: Eukaryota; Viridiplantae; Streptophyta; Magnoliopsida; Gentianales; Rubiaceae. The record is from the annotation of a GenBank genome assembly.
CUAAAUAAAUAAAUAAAAUUAGUGACGGUUCCUUAUGAAGUCAAGCAGGCAUCAAUCAGUUGUCUCUUUGCCCUCUCAUCUUCUCCUCAACCAGUGUGUAUUAUAUAAAAUCGUAAUUCUCUCACCUUCACCUUCUGGACCCUUCUAAUCAAUACUAUCAUAAUAAUAUUAUUUCUACGUUUCCUGUCAUCAAUUUGUGACUCUGCAAAACUCAUUUCCAAUGGCGUCGUCGGAUCUGGAGAGUAGGGCUAAAGAAGCCUUCAUCGAUGACCACUUCGAGCUUGCCGUUGACCUAUACUCUCAAGCCAUCGCCGUCAACCCCAAGAGCGCCGAGCUCUUUGCUGAUCGUGCUCAGGCUAACAUCAAACUCUCCAACUUCACUGAAGCUGUUGCGGAUGCAAACAAAGCCAUUGAGUUGGACCCUUCAAUGGCCAAAGCAUAUUUGCGGAAAGGCAUGGCCUGCUUAAAGCUUGAGGAAUACCAGACUGCCAAGGCAGCUCUCGAAUUGGGUGCUUCGAUCCUACCUGGGGACUCAAGAUUCACCAAGUUAAUUAAAGAAUGUGAGGAGCGUAUUGCAGAGGAAGAGGGAGAGGUGGUGAAUUCUGCAACAGUUGUUGAUAAAGCCGUCGCAAGUUCAAAAGCUGCUGAACCAGAUACAGUUGUUUCUAGCCAGGCUACUUCUUUGUCACAUUCAAAACCAAAAUACAGGCAUGAGUUUUAUCAGAAACCAGAGGAAGUAGUUGUAACCAUAUUCGCAAAGGGUGUUCCCUCAAAAAAUGUGACUGUGGACUAUGGCGAACAAAUACUUAGUGUUACUAUAGAGAAGCCUGGUGAAGAGGUUUAUUCAUUUCAACCUCGGCUUUUUGGAAAGAUAAUUCCGGAGAAGUGUAGACAUGAAGUUCUUUCCACAAAAGUUGAAAUCCGUCUUUCAAAAGCUGAACCCGUACAGUGGACAUCUCUCGAGUAUAACCGGGACAAUGUGGCUGUACAGAGGAUCAAUGUUCCAUCAGGCCACAGACCAGCUUACCCUUCCUCCAAGGCAAAAACUAAAGAUUGGGACAAAUUAGAGGCUCAAGUGAAAAAGGAGGAAAAAGAUGAGAAACUUGAUGGUGAUGCUGCUCUUAACAAAUUUUUCCGCGACAUUUACAAAGAUGCUGAUGAGGAUGCCAGACGGGCCAUGAUGAAAUCUUUUGUAAGAUUUUCUUUGUCAGAUUCUUUUGGAUCUCAUAACUCAAUUUGUUAACCAGUCGAAGUAUUACUUUCGUGACCAAUUACUAAUAUGAAUGUCGUCUUGGAGUUGUUCAUCUUUUUCAUGCGUGAAGGGUGUGUGUAUGAGUUCGUCUUUUUUACCCGUUAGUAAUUGUUAAACAUUGUGUCACAGGUUGAGUCAAAUGGCACAGUUUUAUCAACUAACUGGAAAGAAGUUGGUACCAAGAAGGUUGAGGGGAGUCCCCCAGAUGGCAUGGAAUUGAAGAAAUGGGAGUAUUGAGAUCUACGUUAAUGUUGUUUUGGCAAUUUUAUGCUUAGCUGGCUGUUCCGUUUUGUCUUCUCGUGUUCCUUUGACUGUGAAAUAUCUAGAAAGUGUAAGGGGAUGGACGUGGAAGUUUGUUUAAAACUUUUGGAUCGUCUUGAAAACUCAAGGGCAAACUCCAGCAUUUUGAUACUAUUUCGCUUAUUGGAUUCAUUAGGAUAUUCUCGCCAUCUGUUAGCCUACAUUAUGAUUUCUGAUGCAUGAUUCUACCAAACUUAUAUGCUGGAUUCGGUUUGUGUGUGUUAUUUUCCCUGGGAAUACUGAAUCAGCAGCCCAGGACGAUGCGAGCUUAGAGUGAAGUUUUUCAGUUUUUCCGGUUAAAAUUCAUUAUGUUUAUUUGUCAAAACUGCUUUAUGUUGACCAAUUCAUUAUGUUUACUUGUCAAAACUGCACUAUGUUGACCAAUAUAUACUGCAUCUACUCAACUGAUUCACUCCACAUAAAUACUGCCUCUGCCCAGUUGAUUAGGUUGAAUAGAAAGCAUUAGCUUGAUGAUGGACUUAUUGUAGUUCAAAUGUGCAACGUUGUCGAUGUAAAUGAUAGAUCGAAAAAAAUCUGUAAAUAUUACCUUCUCCUCCAUGGAGGAAAAAUGUGUUUGUUGCACUAUUCAGGAGAC